CCCACAUCGUCGUCGUCGUCGUCGUCUUCGUCCAUAACACCCUGUUUUCAUAUUUAGUAUUCUCUUCCUCAUUCUAUCUUAUAUACGUAAUGGAGUGUACAAAAUGGGUGUCCCCAGAGAGCAUCUUCUUUCUUUAACUGCUUUCUGACCAUUCCCUGCUUUUGGUUUUUUCCUCUUCUUCUUCUUCUUCUCCUUCUUCAUUGCCCUGUUGGCUGUUGCGUGUGUGUUUCCCGCAUUCCCAAGAUGAACAACGCGUUAAACUCACUACUCUUUUCCUCUUCUGUGUGCCCAAACCCCAAAAUAAGCCAUAUCUUAUGACCUUUCUUCUUUGCUAACUCAAACUAUUUUGUUCUAAGAUGUCUGCAGACCUCACCAAUUCCUUAUCACAUGAGAAUCAAAGCCUUCAUAACCAGUUUGGCUGUAUGAAUGCCAUUUUUCAGAUGUUUGACCGCCGUUAUUUCCUUGGUGGCCGGAGCAUCGCCGGUCGCCUCCACAAGAAACUCCUACCACCGCCAGGUCAUAAUGAAGGCAUCCCAAUGGAGCCAAGCAAUGCCUCUCAGAGAACUCUGGGGAAAAACCAGAAGAUGUCAAGAAAAGAGAAGCAAAGAGUCUCCACUGAGUCAUCCAGAGCUUCAUUUUCGUCUACAACUUCUUGUUCUUCCAGUUUUUCAUCUCUUGAUGCUAACAACAGAGCAGCUCACCUUGAAACAACAUUGCUCAGCCUUGUCGAUUUCCCUGGAAACACGACUCGGGAGUUUCUGAUGAACCCGCAUGAUUCUUCUGCUGCUGCUGCUAAGCAAUUGAGCUGCAAAUCUUUUGAGUUCCGGGAUAUUGUCAAAGAGAAUAUGAACAGAGAAGCAGUCAGAACUGUGGCGGGAGAAGAAGCCGUUAGUCGUAAAUUAAAACAUGUGGACUCUCCGAGGCCGGUGAGAUCGACUUCAGGAUCAAACGAAUCAUUUCGUGCUCUUGUGCGAUUUCGAGAAGCGCAUCGAUCUGCCAAUGAAGAGGAUGAUAUUCCCACACAUCCAGCAACCAAGUUUAAUCGAAGGCUGUCUUAUGAUGAAAGGGAGUCCUAUGAUGCAUUGAAAUCAACAAUAAAAAUCAGGGAACUACCGAGGCUAUCACUGGACAGUAAAGAAAGCUGGGCUAGGCGGUCUGCUUCUGGAACGAGAUCGAAUGAUCUAGUUAAAGAUUUCGAAGAACGGGUGAGUUCGAAACAAUCAUCUACAGUCGUAGCAAAGUUAAUGGGAUUGGAUGAUCUCCCAGAUUCAUCUUCAACCACCAACAGUCCAUCAAGAUUGAUCAAUUCUCACCCAAACUAUGAAAAAAGUUCUUUGUCCAGAUCGUCGAGGAAGAACGAUGAGAACACACAACAAAAUCGGUUUUCCGGGUCGCCAAGGAUUUGUCAUGGAGAUUCCUAUUCACCCAGCUUGAGAAACAAUCCUUUGGAUUUGAAACCCAAUGCUUGUACUGAAAGUCAUGAACUUGCUACAGAUGUUCCAAACUCCUCUGUUUAUGGAGAGAUUGAGAAAAGAUUGUCAACACUUGAAUUCACCAAAUCUGGAAAAGACCUCAGAGCUCUAAAACAGAUACUUGAAGCUAUGCAAAAAUCUCGAGCAAUAUUGGAGAACAAGGAACAAGCAUCAAACUGUGCAUCACAAAUAAGUAGUUCAGGAGCAGCAAGCCCAAGAAACUCGCUACUUGACAGCACGGCUUCUUCUGCGAGAGCCAAGGUUUUGAACUCUUUAAAGUCACAGAAAUCCUCAAUAAUCAUCAUGAGACCAGCUAAACACUUGGAAAAACUCAGCAACUCCUCUCCCUCGGUGCCAUUGAAUCAUGUUGCAUUGUGCAGUGGGAAAAUGCAAUCUACCAAUACAAGAAUUUCGAAACCAACGAAAUCGACAAAGGAUCAACACGGCCUUCGCACAGAAGUCUCAACAGCCUCAGGAAACAGUCCAAGAGUAACAAGCUCAAGACUGCAUAAAAAGUUUGGGGUAGAGAAAGAAUCAUGCCCCACCACUCCAUCAUCAGAUCCAAGCAGGACCGAAAGGAUUAACACCAGAAACGUUGGAUCAUGUUCCACAGAAAUAAAACUCAGGCAAAAAUCUCCCACUUCGAACCAGAAAAGCGCCAGGAAAUCGAGCAAAAGUAGUACAUGUCCUAGUGAUACGAGUCGACGAGGAAGUGUUUACCCUCUGAAGGCUGAGACCAAUAGAGUGGAAUCAAACAGCGUCACAAAAGUCAAAGCAACAUUAACAAGCUCUGAGCAACAAAGUCCCGUCUCUGUUCUUGAUUCUACAUUUUACCAAGAUGAUUCACCAUCUCCUAUCAAGAAAAUAUCAUAUGCUUUUGAAGAUGAAGAGACCAUAAAUUCUGAAGCAGAGUCGAGUCAGGAGGUACCAGUUCAAUCACAGAAAAGCACAGAGGCUCUCAGCACCGAGAUUAAGAACUUGAAGUCAGAGAUCGACAACUUGAGGAAGCACGUUCGACAAGCGAACUUCAGUAACGUGCAGGAGGAGCUCUUGAAUGAUUGCCAGAAUCACCACUGCCAAGAAAUGAGUUCACAGCACAGAUAUAUUUGGCAAAUAUUAUCAGAAUCAGGUCUCCUCGAAGAGCUUAAAAAUGGCCUGUCUGCCAUUCAGCUUCACUCACCAGGACACUUGAUCAAUCCCAACUUAUUUCUUGCACUUGAGCAGUCCGAGGCAGUCAAAUGGCUUUUUAAUGGGAAUUCCUGCAUUAAACAGAAUUCCAUAUCAGAAGCUCGCAAUAAAGUUCAGAGGAAACUUGAGUUUGAUACUGUCAACGAAAUUCUUGUAGACAAACUAGUGGUUGAACGUUCUUUCAAGCAUUGGCAAUCAAAAAGUAAUAUUGCAGGAACAGAGGCAAGAGGCCAACAGAUUUUGAAAGAACUAUGCACACAGAUUGAGCAGCUACAAGAUAGCAACCAAAAUGGCAGUUUCCAUGACUGCGAUGAUGCUUUAAAAAACAUGAUUUGGAAGGAUUUGAUGCAUCCAUCACGCUACUGGAGAGAUUACCAAGAUGUUAUUCCAGGCAUAGUGUUGGAUGUUGAGCGGCAGAUCUUCAAAGAUUUAAUAACUGAGAUUGUGAUGAAUGAAGCAAGCUUCUACGACGAUCAUUGCAGGGGAUUUUCCGCAAACUAGGAGUUCCCAUAAUCUUAGAUGAAUAAAUGGGCAAUCUAUCCCUCACUUCCCGCUUCAAAAUUUGCAUCUUCAGUUACUUCUACAGGUUUAGGCUUAUUUGACAUUACCCUUCCAGAGUUUUUUUUUCUCUCUUGUACAACCCCAGCAACUCCUGCAGUGUGAAUUUAGAUCGUUGCUGGCAUAAGAACUGUAUUAGAAACAAAUAUUAAUUGUAUAUGAAGGCAAAGGUACAAGUAGCAUCCUUGUUUUCGAGUUC
Molecule: messenger RNA, 3417 nt
Organism: Cucurbita moschata (crookneck pumpkin)
Lineage: Eukaryota; Viridiplantae; Streptophyta; Magnoliopsida; Cucurbitales; Cucurbitaceae
Product: protein LONGIFOLIA 2-like
Exons: 4
Coding region: 357-3161 (934 amino acids)
Biological process (GO): regulation of monopolar cell growth
Source: RefSeq, a predicted model, not a curated record